AGUUCCGUCUACCAAAGGCUCAGGCUUGGCUCCCAUGCCCAAAACAUCCUCUGUUUUUGGCCAUGGCUUCUCUGGCGUGGCCAAACUCACCAUGUCGGUUCCCUCGCCCUCCGGAAUCGACUGCGACCUCUGCUUCCAGGGGGAGUUCCUAAGCUCGGCAUGGGAGGCUGAGAAACCGCAUCACCCGGGCCUGGUGGUGAAGGCCAUGGAGGGUAUGGGGGCCUCCUGGACCAUGGCAAACCUCAUGGCGGAGGAAGCCGCGGGCAUCGCCCUGCGGGUCUUUUUGCUGGACAACUCUGGAUCCACGCAAUCCCCGGAUGGCCAUGUGCUGCAGUCCGAUCCACACUACCAGGCCAGCCGAGUCUUGGUGCCGGCGAGCCGCUGGGACGAGAUCGCGGCGAUGGCGCUGGACCAGGCUGAGUGGAACGCUGCCAGUGGGGUGAGGUGCGAGUUCGUGCUGCUGAACCCGCCCAGCUCGAGCCCCCAGGAGGGCCGCGACUAUGUUACCAUCGACGCGGCCUUGGGCAACACAAAGUCCCAGGUGGCGCAGCUCGCGCAGCUGCUGAAGAAGAAUCCCCCAAGGGGCGCCACCCCGCUGGCCGCGAGGCUGCGGCAGAUCGCCGCGCGACUGCGGAGGGAGGUGAAGGACGGCGGGCGCAUCAUGCUCUCCGUGGUCACGGACGGCAUCCCCACGUCCCAUCUGCAUGAUGCGAAGUCUGAGUUCAUGCAGGAGCUGCGAAAGUUUGCCAGCGAGUUCAACACGUUCAUGGUGAUCCGGCUUGCCACCGACGAAAAUGAUGUCGUGGACUAUUACAACCGCAUCGACGAGGAGCUGGAGCUGCCGCUGGACAUCUUGGAUGACUUGGCGGGGGAGGCCAAGGAGUUGAAAGACUGCGGCAACGGGUGGUUCGCCUACACGCCCUUGUUGCACCGCAUCCGGGAAGGCGGCACCCUGGCGAAGCUCUUCGACCUGCUGGACGAGCGCCGCCUGCAGCUCCCGGAGAUCGCCCAGUUGCUGGAGCUGCUGUUCCGGGGACCAGAGGACCCUCCGUUCCCCCGCAACGCUUCGGAGCUCUACACGCUGGCGGAGGCGAAGUGCUACGCAUCCGCAACGGUGUUCAACGGCCGCUGCCAGCGCAUGACCCUGCCCUUGGAUCUGAAGGAGUUGAAGAAAGCAUUGGGCCUCACCACGGCGCAGAGAAUUCGCAAGCACGUUCUUCGGGCUCUUUGUUGCUCGGGCAACCUGCCCCCCUGAAUUGGUCACGUGCGCGCGCGUGUUCAGCUUAUGAACUGUUUGAGUCCCGCGCGUGGUCUUAUCAUUACUUCUCCAACUCCAGACUGGAA
Messenger RNA from Effrenium voratum, 1344 nucleotides. NCBI's taxonomy places the organism in Eukaryota, Dinophyceae, Suessiales, Symbiodiniaceae. The record is from the annotation of a GenBank genome assembly.